Molecule: messenger RNA, 2367 nt
Organism: Lottia gigantea (owl limpet)
Lineage: Eukaryota; Metazoa; Mollusca; Gastropoda; Lottiidae
Exons: 13
Biological process (GO): G protein-coupled receptor signaling pathway; cell surface receptor signaling pathway
Cellular component (GO): plasma membrane
Molecular function (GO): protein binding; G protein-coupled receptor activity
Source: RefSeq, a predicted model, not a curated record
AAUCUGAGUAGUAACAGAAUCUCUAUUAUAGAACCGGGAGCAUUUCAAGGACUAAUUAAUCUGAGAAAAAUAGAUCUAUCAUAUAAUAGAAUUGGAACAAUUGAUUCAGCCAUGUUUCUUGGAUUGCCAAAGUUAGAAAAAUUAUCUUUAGACAAUAACAGAAUCAACACUUUACCUGAUGGUACAUUUAAUGAUUUAAUCUCAUUACGCAAAGUAGAAUUUGGCUCAAAUUUUCUACGAUGUGAUUGUCAUUUAAAAUGGAUGGUAAAAUGGUCUAAGAGUAAAUCAGUUCGAAUUCCACCAUCUACUGUUUGUGCUCUACCUAAAGCUAUGAAAGGACAAGUUUUUAAUAAACUAAAACGCUCAGAUUUACAUUGUGAUCAUGAUUUACAGUUACCAUAUUUUGAAAUUACACCACAUCAUAGUCAGGUUGUUUUUGAAGGAGAUAAAUUACCAUUUGAAUGUAGUGCAUCAGUAAUACAUACUAAAACUAAUAUAACAUGGAUACGUGGCCAGAAAUCAAUAAUAUCUAACAAAACAGCAGGAAUAUUUGUCCAUACUCAAUAUACCCCAGAUAAAACUCGUAUCACACAUUCAUUGGUGGUAGAAAAUUUAGACAAAUCUCAUAGUGGACAGUGGUAUUGUCAGGUUGCUACACCACAAGGUAAAGUGUCACAAGGUGUCAAUAUCAGUGUCAUAUCCAAUCAGGCUGUCUAUUGUCCAGAGGUUGUCAAGGUGACAGGAAAGGGGAAUUACUCUUGGGAGAAAACUGUUGCUGGUAUUGAAGUAAGUCAACCAUGUAAAUCACCGAAGAAUAAAGUAGCUCUGUAUAAAUGUAAUCGCUAUGGUUAUUGGGAAGAAUUAGAUGUUAUGUCAUGUUCCUAUAUGAAUGAAAUGACCAGACAACUAGAAAGACUAGCGACUGUUAACUACAACUCAACAGAUAUUUAUGAUCAUCUAGCUGAUUUUGAGAGAAUUUAUUCAUCUCCUAAAAAUGAGUUUGGUGUAAUGGAUGUGGUGUUUCUAGCUCGAAUAGUUGAGAAAUUACAAGACCAUUUGUCUGUUAGCUCAGAAAUUUCCCAGAUUAUAGUUGAUAAAAUCAGUAGUAUAAGUACAUUAGAAGAUUCAGUAUUACGUGGUGCUCAAUUACAGGAACAAGCAUCAACUAGGUAUGCAUUUCAUUGUUUUAGAACUGUGAAUGAAUCUUAUUCUUCUGCAUACAUAUCCAUAACAGUUUUACUUUUUCUUCAUCUCAUCUCAUUACAUCCCAAGAUCUUUAGAUUUAUCUUUAUCUUUAGAUUUGUUCGUGUAAUAAUGAAUAUUACCAAUAUGGCCGAAAUUCAACCACCUAAUAAAGAAUGGAGUAAAUAUUCUCAAAAUAUCAAUAUCUCAGUACUACAAGAACCUCGAGAUGAUUUAGCACGUAUUCAAGAAUCAUUUGUUAUGCAGCCAGUUAUUUAUGUUGGGAGCUGUUUAUGUAUGCUAUGUAUGAUGAUUGUUAUUAUAUCAUACAUAACAUGUUUUAGAGUCAUCUUUAUACCAAAGAAAUUAAAACACUCCGUUAUUAAUAUUUGUAUUAGUAUUCAUUUAUUGAUAGUAGCUUUCACAUUAGGUAUAAACCGUACCGACCUAGAAUUAGCUUGUCAAAUCUCUGGUAUCUGUAUUCAUUAUUUGACAUUAUGUACAGUCUUUUGGAUUACUAUUACCUCCAACAAUAUGUAUAAAAAGUUCACCAAAGGAGAUAAACCAAGUGAGCCACCACCAGAGUUAAUUAAUAUGCCCCUACCACCCAAACCUAUUUUACGAUUUUAUUUUCUUGGUUGGGGUGUACCUAUUAUAAUUUGUGGUAUUACUGCAGCUGUUAAUUUUAACCAUUAUUCUGGUAUCAAAUAUUGUUUCCUCUCUUGGGAACCAAGUUUAGGAGCCUUCUAUGGACCCAUAGCUUUACUGGUUGUGCUAAAUUUACUAUUUUUUCUACGUAUAUCGUGUGUUAUUCGAGGAGCAGCUAUUAAUAAUAGUGAUGGUGAAGAUUGUACAGAAGAGUUACAUGUUAAUGAAAUAGAACUCAUACCUAAAAAGAUCAAAGAUAGUGAAGAUGAUGAUGAAGAUGAUGAUAAUAAAUCAUCAAUUAGUGUUAUGGACCAGGAACGUAGACCUAUAACUCAACUACGUGCCAUAGUUGCCAUGUUAUUUCUAUAUAUAUUAGCUUGGGUGUGUGGUGCUGUUGCCAUAGCUAAACCAUUUCAAUCUAUUAUCCCUUAUCAAGAAUUAAUCUUCAGUUAUUUAUAUGGUGUAACAAGUACAAUUCUUGGAGUAUUUAUGGUUGUUUAUUUCUGUUUCUCAAGACAAGACUCUCGCUUGAGUUGG